Messenger RNA from Eublepharis macularius, 1829 nucleotides. RefSeq names its product coiled-coil domain containing 112 (gene CCDC112). NCBI's taxonomy places the organism in Eukaryota, Metazoa, Chordata, Lepidosauria, Squamata, Eublepharidae. The transcript has 10 exons. Bases 9 to 1511 code for a protein of 500 amino acids. The record is from RefSeq and is a predicted model, not a curated record.
AUUCCAAGAUGGCUGCCCUGGUAACGGCGGUGCCUACGAGGAGGUUUGGGCUACAGGAGAAUGACAGCUCUUUCAGUAAUUCAGGUGCUGAUAAAAAUAUUUGGUCCUGGCAGAGGAAAGCAGAACAGAUAAAGAAAGCCGAAUUCAUAAGAGAAGGAGAAAAACUAAAAACCCAACUUAUGAAUAUUGAAAAGGAUAAAAAUAGCCUUCUCUUCAACAAGAAAAGUGACUUCAGAAUGGAGUAUGGCAUACUAGAAGAACUGGAAUACAAACUGACUAAAAACCGGAAAGCAGAAAAAGUUAAAAUCCAGCAACAGCUGGCAAAAAUUCAUAAUAAUGUUAAAGGACUUCAGCGGCAAUUGAAAGAUGUGAAACCAACCCCAGAAUUUCUUGACAGGCUCAAAGAAAUUAUGGAGGAAAUUGAAAAUGCAAUAAACAACUUCAAAGAAGAACAACGACAAAUAUAUGAGCAGCUUAUAAGAGAAGAGAAGAUUUCUACUAAUGAGCUUAAUGCUUUGGAGAGAAAAAUUGAAAUAUGGACACUAGGUACUUCAGCCACAGGAAAAAUUUUCAAGCGUGGCAAAGUUUCAGUAGAUAAAGAGAUUCAAAGUCAUCUGCCCGAUGAAGUAAUUGAACUUGAAAGGUUUUUCCAGCAGACAGGAGGGAAAUAUGGAGGGUGGGAUGAAUAUGAUCAUCAGCUUUUUCUGAAAUUGUGGAUGAAGCAUAAAGGAAAACCAUCGUAUAUGGAGGAAGCCCAUGAUUAUUUCUCUGAAAGAACAAGAGAGGACAUUCAGCAGCAUGAAAAAUGGUAUCAAGAAUUUCUAGUUUUAGAAGCAAGAAAAAAGGAGUCUAUUAAAAGAUGGAAGACAAAAAAACAACAAGAAAGAGAGAAUAUCUUAGCCCAGAAAGAGAGCCCAGAAAAAGUGCACUCUUCACAUAAUCUUCAGUUGAAAGAAGCACAGAAACGUAAAGCUGAAGAAGAAAGAAAAAAGCGUUUGGAAGACCUUGAAAAAUGGCGAAGACAUAGAGCAAUAGAACAUGCGAUGAAACAAGCUGCUCAACUCCAAGAGGAAGAAGAGAAGGAGAAGAAAAAGCAGAAAGAACGAGAGCGGCAGUUCCAUAUGAAAUUGCUGUUGGAAGAGUAUGGCAGGCAGAAAAAGGAACAGGAAGAGCUUGUGAGGCUUGAAAAGGAGAAAAGGGAGGAAGCUGAAAGGGAAGAGAGAAAAAGAACUGCUGCAGAAGAAAUUCUUAAGUUUCAGGAGCGAGAUCUGCAUAAACUUGAGCUUAAAAUUCUAGAAAAACAGGCAAAGAAAGAAGAAAAGAUGGAAAAAGAAAAAAGAUUGUCCAAGUUGAGAGAGAAGGUUGAAAUUAAUGUACCUCGAGACCCAUGUAGGCUGUACAAACCUACAAAAGUUUGGGUGGAGCGAACAAAAGAGAUUGGACCAGUGGGUGCAGAGCCACUUAUGCAUAUUCCACACAGGGCUGUCCCAACCUGGCGUCAAGGGCUAUAGUUGGAUAUCUACAUACAGUUUUACUAGAAGAUGCACAAAUGUAUGUGUAAAGCAUCUUAUUGGAUCAUUUUGUUUUUUUGUCAGACUUAUGUGACAAAGGAUUUCAUUUUGUAUUUAGGGUGAAGUUAUGUAAAUGUGAUUUUUUUGUUACGCUCAACAGAAGAUCAAACACAAAUGUAAAGUCUGUAUAGAUAAUAAAUAAUCAGUUAUUUCUUAGGUUCUUUGCAUAUUACUUUCUUAUUGUUGGAACCCACAUUUAGAAACAUAUUUCUCAUUGAUGCACUGUAUUUUGCAAAAUAAAGAUUGUUAUGUUCUUUA